This is a messenger RNA of Lathyrus sativus (Indian pea), 2394 nucleotides long. The record is from the annotation of a GenBank genome assembly. NCBI's taxonomy places the organism in Eukaryota, Viridiplantae, Streptophyta, Magnoliopsida, Fabales, Fabaceae.
AUGAGUUCAUCCAAAGCUGCUCCAAAACCAAACACGGAUGAUUACAAGCUAAAAGACACAAAGCCGGAGCUAGGAGAGAAAUGGCCACACGGAGGACAACGCGGCGGUACGGGUUGGAUUUACAGCGAAAGAGCAACAAGCACAUACGAUCUUGUCGAACAAAUGUACUACCUCUACGUGCGCGUCGUAAAAGCCAAAGAAUUGCCACCGAAUCCGGUCACAGGAAACGUCGAUCCUUACGUUGAAGUAAAAGUUGGUAACUACAAAGGAAAAACAAGACACUUCGAGAAGAAAACUAAUCCCGAAUGGAAACAAGUAUUUGCGUUCUCGAAAGAAAAGAUACAAUCUUCAAUCGUUGAAGUGUUUGUUAGAGACAAAGAGAUGGUAGCUAGAGAUGAUUACAUUGGAAAAGUCGAAUUCGAUAUGCAUGAAGUUCCAACAAGAGUUCCGCCGGAUAGUCCUUUAGCACCUCAAUGGUAUCGACUCGAGAAUUUGAGAGGCGAAACAAGAAGAAGAGGUGAAGUUAUGUUGGCUGUUUGGAUGGGAACACAAGCAGAUGAAGCUUUUCCUGAGGCAUGGCAUUCUGAUUCGGCUUCGGUAAAAGGCGAAGGUGUUUACAAUAUUCGAUCAAAGGUUUAUGUUAAUCCGAAACUUUGGUAUUUAAGGGUUAAUGUAAUUGAAGCUCAAGAUGUUGAGCCACAUGAUAAAACUCAACCGCCACAAGUUUUUGUUAAAGCUCAAGUUGGACAACAAGUGCUUAAAACCAAGCUUUGUCCGACAAAAACGCCGAAUCCAACCUGGAACGAGGAUCUUGUAUUUGUAGCGGCCGAGCCAUUCGAAGAACAGCUUGUGUUGACGGUCGAGAACAAGGCAAGUCCUGGUAAAGAUGAAGUUGUGGCGAAGUUAACCCUAGCAUUGAACAAAUUCGAGAUGCGGAUGGAUCAUCGUCCGGUGCAUUCGCGGUGGUACAACGUGGAGAGAUUCGGAUUCGGCGUUCUUGAAGGUGAUAAAGGUAAUGAACUUAAAUUCUCAAGUAGGAUUCACCUUAGGGUUUGUCUUGAAGGUGCUUAUCAUGUUCUUGAUGAAUCAACAAUGUAUAUUAGUGAUACAAGAACAACUGCUAGACAACUAUGGAAGCAACCAAUUGGGAUUCUUGAAGUUGGAAUAUUGAGUGCUCAAGGGCUUACACCAAUGAAAACAAGCAAUGGUAAAAGUUCAACCGAUGCGUAUUGUGUAGCGAAAUACGGUAUGAAAUGGAUUAGAACAAGAACAAUCACUGAGAGUUUUAAUCCAAAAUGGAAUGAACAAUACACAUGGGAAGUUCAUGAUCCUUGCACGGUUAUUACUUUCGGUGUUUUCGAUAACUGUCAUUUAGGUGGUGGAAAUUCUCAACAAAGCGCGACAAAAACAAUUGAUGCAAGAAUAGGUAAAGUUCGAAUCCGUUUAUCAACUUUAGAAAUGGAUAGAAUCUACACAAAUUCAUAUCCAUUGCUCGUUCUACGUCCGAGCGGAUUAAAGAAAAUGGGAGAACUUCAACUCGCUAUUCGUUUCACAUGUCUUUCGUUAUCGCAUAUAAUUUACCUUUAUGGACACCCUUUACUACCGAAAAUGCAUUACCUGCAUCCAUUCACAGUGAAUCAAUUAGAUAGUUUAAGAUACCAAGCGAUGAGCAUUGUCGCGGUGAGGCUAGGAAGAACAGAGCCACCUUUGAGGAAAGAAGUUGUUGAGUACAUGCUUGAUGUUGAUUCACAUAUAUGGAGUUUGAGAAGAAGCAAAGCGAAUUUCUUCCGAAUCGUUUCACUUUUCUCGGGGUUAAUCUCAAUGAGUAAAUGGAUUGGUGAAGUACAAAAGUGGAAGAAUCCGGUGACAUCAAUUUUGGUUCAUGUUCUAUUUUUCAUCUUGAUAUGUUAUCCAGAAUUGAUUCUACCGACGAUUUUCCUCUACAUGUUUCUCAUUGGAGUAUGGAAUUUUCGGAAAAGGUCAAGAUAUCCUCCACAUAUGGACACGAAAAUUUCGUGGGCAGAAGCAGCGCAUCCGGAUGAACUAGAUGAAGAAUUUGAUACUUUUCCGACUUCUAAGGCGCAAGAUGUGAUAAGAAUGAGAUAUGAUAGGCUUAGGAGUGUGGCUGGAAGGAUUCAAACUGUGGUUGGGGAUAUUGCAACUCAAGGUGAGAGGCUUCAAGCUUUGUUGAGUUGGAGAGAUCCAAGAGCAACGUUUUUGUUUGUGAUUUUCUGUCUUGUUACAGCGGUUGCAUUGUAUGUUACUCCUUUUAAGAUGGUUAUUUCUGUUGCUGGGAUUUUUUGGCUUAGGCAUCCUAAGUUUAGGAGCAAGUUGCCUUCUGUGCCAAGUAAUUUCUUCAAGAGGUUGCCAUCUGGUGCUGAUAGCAUGCUUUGA